This is a messenger RNA of Rhododendron vialii, 2598 nucleotides long. Its product is annotated as putative F-box/kelch-repeat protein At1g61540. Gene Ontology annotation, molecular function: protein binding. NCBI's taxonomy places the organism in Eukaryota, Viridiplantae, Streptophyta, Magnoliopsida, Ericales, Ericaceae. The coding region runs from base 56 to 1264 and encodes 402 amino acids. The record is from RefSeq and is a predicted model, not a curated record. The transcript is spliced from 2 exons.
CCCUUAAGGCGCGACGAGGAUUCUGUCUCAGCUGCGGCGGGAGUGAAAAAGCAGGAUGCAGAUGAACGCAGCGGACGGCGGCGACUGGAAGGAAGGCUUAGUCGUAUCGGGGAAAAGGUCUAAAUCCGACGGUAAGGAAGGCUUAGUCGGAUUUGGGAAAAGAUGUAGAUCAUCUAGGUCAAGCUACGAUUUGCAGGAGGAGCUCGACAAAUGUCCUUGCCUUUUCGGGUAUCCUUCUAGCGACGGUCCAGUGUUGUACUGUUUCAACUUGGACGAGAAGAGCCAGAGCAAGAGAAACUUCUGCCGACGGUGCUGCGCCGAUAUCUUCGGAGAAGACAAAGCGGCGGAGGACAAGCCGCCUGAGCUUGUCGGGAUGCGGCUGCUCACUUCUCCUCCGUCCAACAAGUCGGGACUGACUCCGGACUGUUCUAUGACCGUCGCUGUCGGCGGCUCGGUUGUCUACGCACUUGGUGGUUCCUCUGAAGACUCUGAGAAGGAAGGCCGAUGGCUGUACUCCAACAAGGUCUUCUAUUUCGACACUAAUCAUCCGCGGAAGGGAUGGAUUCAAGGCCCUGAUAUGCUCAACAAGAGACAUGGCGGUAAAGCUGUGGAUGUUGAAGGUAAGAUCUAUGUUUUUGGUGGGGUUGAUUAUAAAAAUAAGGAUAAAAAGAAGGCUCGACACCCGUGGGCGGAGUUUCUCGACCCCAAGAAAAACGAAUGGGAGCCUAUACCUCCACCCCCGAAGCGCUUUGGUAUGCACAAGAGCGAUUUAUGCAUAACCCCCGUCCUUUACGGCGGCGGUCCUAGAGAUGGAAAGAAGAUCCUGCUGGGUUGCUGCAGCUAUAUCUACCAUGUCAACGCCCGAUGUUGGGAGGAAUUCCGACCCAAACGUUCCCUUAACUUCAGUUCCAAUCUAACUGCUGUCGGCAACUUCCUGUACUGGACAUUUAGGGGGAUUUUCUACACCUUCGAUAUGAAGACGGAGAAAUUCGACUGGGGAACCAUUGAGGGUUACCCGAUGACAAAGUACCAAGCGGAUCUUCUCCUCCCUGAGCCAGCUUUGCUUCAUUUGGGGGGAAGUCACUUCUGUUUUCUCACCCUCAAAGAUCUCCCCGGAGACCCCAUCAAAGUUCGCUGCUCCAAGUUUCGAGUUUCACACCAAGGUGGCUUCAAGGCUUCCAUUGUAUGCCGUGAAACUUUUAUUAUCCCUCACCCACUAACCGUCUACAGUAGCUGUGCCUUCGUCAUUGUGGAACUUAGAUGAUUCCAUCCUAUAUGCCGGAACACAUGCUAGUGUGAAGCACCCUGGCUUCCAGCCUGUUGGGGAUUUUUAAGUUGAUCAUAAAUGACAAGAUGUUUGCACUCCAACGGAAUGCCAAUGAAAAUCCUGACAAGGAUAAACUGAAGGACAUAGCAGAUUUACAGGCUAUCUUCACUCCAAAGUGAGCUCACUACGCUAUUGACCAAAAGUUUUCCGUCUUUUUAGUCUGUUCGGCACUCUCAUUAACCCUUGGUAGGCCAUGGGAGUUUUCUUUCAGAGUAGAAACUAGAAAGGGGGUCCUCCAAACAACAAUUGAAUUUUCUGAUGGUAGCUUCGCAGCCCAAAGGCCAAUCUUAUUCUGGUUUUCUACUAUUGGUCCUUUGGGAGGGGUGGGUCCACGAAUCCUAAAACAAAGGGUCAAAUUCCACAUCAAUUUACCUAGACGAACACGAUAUAUUAUGCAGAUUUGGCUCACCUAAAUAAUGAAAGGCAAAAAUGUGCAAACUAGAGCCGCAACAAUUUCCAUAGAUGUCUAGCACAGUUGAUGAACAAGGUAAUUACAGAACAUCAAAAACUCCCCCACGCCCACCAAACUAUGAUACCUAUGUAAUGUCCAUAGGUAUCCUUUUUGCUGUUUUUAUUUAAAUUUGUACCAGCACCUUGAUUAGCUGUAUUCGUGCAGAAACUAGCCUGAAUUCAUUGUAAGUUGCAUUCGUAUCAUGCUAUCUUGCAUCUCUCUUGCUGGUUUGGAGGUUUAACAGUUGGAAUGGAAGUGAAGGUAUGUAGCAUGCAAUAAGUUUGUGUACAGUUACCCAAAAAAAAAAAAAAGUUUGUGCAGCCUAGAGUAGGGGAUUUUCUUGGUUCCUGAGGGAUAAAUAACGAGGAGAAGUGGUUGCAUGCCUUUAGGUUUGAAAUGCUUGCAUUAUCGCUGUAAGUGUUGAUUUUUUCAUAAAUAUGGCAAUGUGAAAUUCCCAAAAAAAGUUCCCGAAGCCAAAGUUCUAACUCAAUUAACUGAAAGUCCACUCCUUGGCUUGAAGCCUCAAGCCGCACCCUAGCAGCGUAUUUCCAGUUGAAGGCAAAGCCUAGGAUUGAUUAGUCGACCGAAGUCGUUAUCUGGUACCACUAUGUAAAAGUUUUGGUAGGUAGAUAGUGUAACAUCCUCUUACAGUGCCUUUUACGAAACUGUACGAGAGGUGUUUGGGGCCGAUUUUUUUCAUUGUUCUUUUUUAGCAUUGAAAACUACACAAACACCACAUGUGACAGAUGGAAAUUAUUAGAUCUAGAAUGCUUUGAGCAUCCAGUCCUUCAAGUUCUACAGGAUUUGAUUUGCUAUGGAG